AUGGAAGAUAUAGAAGACGUCGAGUUUGUUAGUACAAGAACGCCUGAACAACCUACUGAAUUAGCAAAAAGUUCAUCAGUUCUUGCACCUUCAGCAAAAUUCGAUAACCUUGAAAAUACUAUUAAAGUUUUAUUAAGUCAUGUUUAUUUUGGAAGUUCAACAAAAGAAAAAUGUAUGAUGGCAAAAACUUUUACAGAUAUGGGACUUUUAUUUAGACCAUCAUCUCGUCAAGUCUCUAUCUGUUUUCGUAGGAUGAGAGAUGAAGUUGUAAUUCCAUUUAGUGAAGUACUUAAUUGUGAACUUCAUAGUGAGAGAGAAUUAGUAGUAAAAUUAAAAACAGGAUUUACUAGAGCGGUAAUAUAA
This is a messenger RNA of Scutellospora calospora, 363 nucleotides long. The record is from the annotation of a GenBank genome assembly. NCBI's taxonomy places the organism in Eukaryota, Fungi, Glomeromycota, Glomeromycetes, Diversisporales, Gigasporaceae.